Molecule: messenger RNA, 881 nt
Organism: Salvia hispanica
Lineage: Eukaryota; Viridiplantae; Streptophyta; Magnoliopsida; Lamiales; Lamiaceae
Product: transcription factor CYCLOIDEA-like
Biological process (GO): regulation of secondary shoot formation
Cellular component (GO): nucleus
Molecular function (GO): DNA-binding transcription factor activity; sequence-specific DNA binding
Source: RefSeq, a predicted model, not a curated record
AUGAAUCCCCAUUUUUCUCCACCUUCCCCUCCCCAUUCUUCGAUGAACACCAACUCAUCUUCCCGGACUUCCACUCCAAUUCCAAUUCCAUUCCAAACCCCCCUGCCAUCAUCAGAUCAUCACCCCCCAAAACCUAAACAGAAGCAAGCAGUCCCGAGGAAGAGGACCGGAAAGAAAGACCGGCACAGCAAGAUUUGCACUGCGAAAGGGAUCCGAGACAGGAGAAUGAGGCUCUCCCUUCAAGUCGCGAGGAAAUUCUUCGAUCUCCAAGACAUGCUGGGCUACGACAAAGCGAGCAAAACCAUCGAGUGGCUUUUCAGCAAAUCCAACAAGGCGAUGAAGGACCUCACCAACACCAAGGAUGGUAAGUUCGCGUCGGAAUCCGGGGAGAACUGCUCGAACAAUGCAAAGGCGAAAGCGCAGUGCAGAACAGAGGAGAAGGUGAUGGUAAAGCGGGUCGAAUCGAGCCCUAAUCAGAAUGUUUUAGACAAAUUAGGGUCUUCGAGCAGCAGUCCUCCAUUAGAUCGAGAAAGGGUUUGUGUAGCGGACGAUGUCGGAACAAUCGAGAAGCUUCUGGGGAAUUCCACUUCUGAUCAUUACAACUGCUCUACUUUCAUGGGAUUUCUUGGAAACUGGGACCUGCUUGAGCAAUGAUCAGAUCACAGACUAAAUUAAGCAGGUAAUUAUCCCACCUCAAUUUAUUCACCCACCACCCCACAUUUUCUACUAUUUAUUGGAUAUGUACCUAUUAAAAAAUAUUUAUGGCUCAAUUUGACUGUUUGUAAAUUAAAUCCCUUGAAAAGCAUGUAAUAAUCUUCUAGUACUGCUUAUUGUACUAAUUAUCUUAAUAAUAAUCGAAUUAUUCCAGUAUCAAUCAUCAA